AUGACCACAACUCGGGUCAGGGACAUGGCCACCCCCGGUGAGCCGGUGCUCAACCGUGUGGUCACCCUCGAGGCCCAACCCCUACCCAUCGAUAUUCUGGAGCCUGCGCAGGUGGACGUGACGCUGAGCAGCAAAAAGAGAUACACCAUCACUUUCUUGAUUCUUCUCUGCAAUCUGACCCAGUUCAUCUCCAUGUUCUCGACUAUGGCAGGCGGCUUCGAGUUCAGCAGACAGCUUGGGCGACCGGUCGGACCUGGCCAGGCGAACUGGAUGGGAUCAUCAUACUCGCUUACACAGAGUGCCUUCGUCCUAAUCAGCGGUCGACUCGGCGCGAUAUACGGACACCAAAGAUUGAUGCUGCUCGGCGGUGCCAUAAUCGUCCUCACCUCCCUGGGCAAUGCAUUCUGCCCGACAUACGACUCCUUCGUUGCUGUACGAGCUCUCACUGGCAUCGGCGGGGGUAUUUUGAUGCCCAACGCCGUGGCAACACUGACCAUCAUGGUCCCCCCCGGAAACGCACGGAACAUUACACUCGCCAUAUUCGCAGCCUCGCCGCCGAUAGGGGCUUGGAUAGGGGCGAUGAUCGUCGGCGCGUUUCUACAGUAUUCGGAGUGGAAAUGGCACUUCAUCUUCCUCACAUGCUUCGGGACACUUGUUUUUGGUGCACUGGCUGUUGUGAUGCCCCGCGAAGAACCCGUUGAUAAAGGGGGCUCUAUCGACUACGUCGGUGUGGUUUUGGGUCUCGGUGGCCUGAUACUGUUCAACUUGGCAUGGAAUCAAGCACCCUCACUGGGGUGGGGGACCCCCUACGUGAUUGCCCUUCUGGUGGUAUCGCUCGUCUUCAUGGCCGUGUUCGUGGUCUGGGAGCGUCGGUACGCUCAGGACCCUAUCAUGCCACUUUCUCUCUUCAAGGCACCAAGCUUCAAUGCCCUCAUAGUCGCAGUAUUGUUCAUCUACAUGUCCGUCGGUAUAUGCCUCUGGUACAUGAUCGCCUGGCAGCAGAUCAUCCGGGGUUGGACGGUGCUACAGGUCGCCUACGGCUGGGCUCCCUACGCCAUCGGAGCCUCCAUGUCCGUCGGUAUUGCCGCCUGGUUGAUCCCGCGAUGGGAGGCUCAAUACAUCCUGGCCUGCGGAUGCCUGACCUCCAUCAUAGCCCUGGUCCUCCUGUCCUGCAUGCCAGAGCAACAGACGUACUGGGCGCAGGUUUUCCCCGCCACGUUUCUCGGGAGUUUCUGCGCCGACUUCGUCUACGUUGCCGCGCAGAUCAUCGCCAGCAACAGUGUGGGUAAGCGGGAGCAGGGGGUGGCAGGUAGCCUUGUCGGCACGCUCAACCUCUACGGGAACAGUCUCGGGCUGGGAUUUGCUGGUACUAUUGAGGCACAGGUGGCCAAGAGUGCUGGAGAGACCAUGAGCUUCCGUGCGGCCCUGUGGUUUGGAGCUGGUCUGGCAGUCAUUGGUCUGGUACUGGAUCUUGCUUUUGUCCGGAUGCCUAGAGACAAUCAAGAAGGCUGGAAGUCAUCUGGGUCCUCAGUGGAACGUGGUAUCGAUGUUGUGGGACAGCCUGAGCCCUGA
Diaporthe batatas is the source of this 1572-nucleotide messenger RNA. RefSeq lists its product as uncharacterized. Gene Ontology annotation, biological process: transmembrane transport. Gene Ontology annotation, cellular component: membrane. The transcript is spliced from 5 exons. The record is from RefSeq and is a predicted model, not a curated record. Bases 1 to 1572 code for a protein of 523 amino acids. Gene Ontology annotation, molecular function: transmembrane transporter activity. Lineage: Eukaryota; Fungi; Ascomycota; Sordariomycetes; Diaporthales; Diaporthaceae.